AUGCCAACUCAGCCUCUCUUGGCAUAUAUGGAUGGACCGGAUGGAAUAGCCAGUACCGUUGGUGCACAGAUGGAGAAUAAUGAUGCCUCAAUGACAAUAAAAGGAACAAACACAAUUUCUUACAAAAGCUUGCAAGAAAAGUUUCUCAUGCAAGCUGAGGGAUGCAUGCCUCUGGACUGCAUGUUUUGUGACGAGACUUUUAAACAUCCUGAAGAACUUGGAAAGCAUGUUUUAACUCAGCAUAGGCCCACUCUUUGUGAACCAGCUGUCCUGCGUGUUGAAGCAGAAUAUCUUAGUCCUCUAGAUAAAUGUCAAGUAAGAAAAAACUUGUCUUCGCCAAACAAUGAAAAGGACAGUGAAGAACUUAGUUGUGAAGUUUGUGGACAGACAUUUAAUGAGGCUUUUGAUGUUGAGGCACACAUGAAAAAGCAUAAAGAUUCCUUCACGUAUUGGUGUAAUGUAUGUGGUAGAAGAUUUAAAGAGCCAUGGUUCCUCAAAAAUCACAUGAGAACGCAUACUGGGAAGCCUGGUUCUAGAAACAAGCACCAACAAAGUUCCGAAAGCCCCAUGACAAUAAAUGAAGUGGUGCAGGACCAUGUAACUGAAAAUGUAACAUCACCUUACAAAAUCUGUAUGGUUUGUGGUUUUCUGUUUCUCAAUAAAGAGACUCUAAUUGAGCACAGUAAAGUGCACACCAAAGAAUCAGUACCCAGUGGUGAAAGCCCCCAAGUGACUGGUGAACCUAAUGCAGAAGAAACAUCUCAAAGAGAGGAAUUUUUCCGAUUCUUGAACUUAAGACCAAACGUGGCUCCAGAAAAUGACAAAAAACCUGUGAAAUGGAUAGCUCAACUAGAUCCUUUCAACACAUAUCAAGCAUGGCAGCUGGCUACCAAAGGUAAAGUUGCAGUUGGCCAUGGCCAAACUAAAGAACUAGGGCACGAAGGAAGUACAGACAAUGAUGAUUCAUGUUCUGAUAAAGAAGAACUUGGUGAAAUUUGGAAUGCAAAUAAAAGGAGCCAGACUGAAACUACAGGGAAGUCAAAAGUAAAUAAAAACAGCAGUUAUACAGGGAAUGGUAACUUAUCCAAACUGAAACAUCAUGGUGGUGAAGUGCCUUCUAUGGAGAUGGAUUCUAAGUUAUCCCAGAACAAAGAGAAACCAACGCACUGUUCAGAGUGUGGUAAAGCCUUCAGAACAUACCACCAGCUAGUCCUGCAUUCCAGAGUACAUAAGAGAGACAGGCGGACUGAUGGAGAGCCUUCAGCUGCUUCAAGGACGUGCUGUGAUAUAAUUGCGAGUCUGGAUGAAAGUGGAGCAGGAGAACGAAUAGAAGGAGGCUCUGAAGAUGGAUCUGAAGAUGGGCUUCCAGAAACACUUAAUUUAGAUAAAAAUGAAGAUGGUUUGGAAAGAGCAAAAGUUAAAAACCUUGGAGCCUCCAGAGAAUGCAGCUAUUGUGGAAAGUAUUUUCGCUCAAAUUAUUACCUCAAUAUUCAUCUCCGAACUCAUACAGGUGAAAAACCGUACAAAUGUGAAUUCUGUGAGUACGCAGCAGCACAGAAAACUUCACUGAGGUAUCAUUUAGAGAGGCAUCACAAGGACAAGCAAGCUGAUAGUGCAGCAGACAUGAAAAGUGACAGCAAAGUUUCAUUACAGAGUCAGGAGACGGCGCUCUUGCUGGCUGCUGAUGGUGCUCAAGAAACCAAAAAUUUGAAGAGGCUUUUUGAAUGUGCCAAAGAUAUUGGAGGCUGCCCACCUACCAAGCAGCAAAAGGAAGUUCUGUCCUUGAACAAUGCAAUAGGCAGCACAGUCCUUUUAAAAACGAAAAAUAAUUCUAGGGAGUUGAACAAAGGUUUCGUUUGUAACAAUUCAAAUCAAAUACACGAGAAUGUGUCCACUCCUUACCUGGAAAAACUAAAGGCUGAGAAGGAAACAAAGGAAGCUCAGCCCAAUGUUCCUCAUAAAAGAGAGAGAGGGGCUUCUGUGGGAUCAGAGGGAGAUGAUGUCCAGUAUGUUUGUGCUAUAAAGGAUGGAAAAAAUGUGAAUGGUGUGCGAGAGUGCACUGAAAACUACGAACGCAAGCGUAUGGUGAACUCUCAAGAAAAGCCUUUGGACUUAUCUGUUGGGACUUCACGAGAAUGUUCAGUGGCUUCAACUAGAGACCUGCUAGCACCCAGAACCUGCCCGUUUUGUACUUACAGAACAUUUUACCCAGAAGUCCUAAUGAUGCACCAGAGGCUGAUACACAAAUACAAUCCUGACACCGUUAACAAAAAUGGCUGUAGAAGCAAGGCUCUAGCUAAAGCCAGACGCACUGGAUGCCCUCCAGCUCUGCUUGGUAAAGAUGUGCUUCCUCUGUCUUUUAAUUCUAAUAAAAGUAAGACUUCCCCAUCUACACAGCAAAAACUGUCGCAAACAGGAAAAGCUAAACAAUCUCACACUCCACAGAACAAAGUCCCUCUCUUUUCAGUGGCUGACUCAAGCAGCACAGCCCCAAGUAACCUCAAGUUUCAUAAACAGCAAAGUAAUAUUGGAGCUCAGGCAAAUAACUAUAGACAACCUCAGCAAGAAAUGCACUCCAGUUCCAGUAUCUCUCCAGUAGUGGACAGAGUAAAAAGAUCUGAAUCUAAAGUAAAAGCUCUAAGUGCCCCAGUGUCUCAGUCCAGUUUAGUGAGCAGCAGUACAAGUGGGGCUCUCGACUCUCAACUAAAUGAAUCUGCCUGGUCUUCUCAUCGAGGAAGAGACUAUCAUUGUGGUAAACCUGUGAGCAGUGUAAAUCUAGAUUAUGGUGAAACAUCUGCUAAACGAAUGAAACCUAAUGUGUUAGCUGUGGAACAUACUGACUCUCCAAUGGCUAAUUACAGAAGAUACGAAAUGAGCAGAUUUCGUGUUGCAAACAGAUAUGCAAAUCUGCUACCUCAGGAAUGUUCUCGCACCAAACCUGCAUCCUCUGUUUUGCCAACCAAACAAGGGCUUCUGAAUUCAGAUGAUGUUGAUCCGCCUAAUGCAUUGACUGUUCUCAAACCCUAUGAACCAUAUAGCUCUGGAUCACUUUACAGUUCUUGUGGAUCUAGCAAUGGCCAAGUAACCAGCUCUGCAGUAGAAGGAAAGAGAUCGGUGUCAUACCAACACUUAUCUAGCAGUGUGCUACAAAAGCGAAGUUACGAAAGUUUCAUUGGUAACGCACACUUUCAACCAAAUGACAAGAAGACUUAAUCAUUUACUUCAACAAAUGGUCUAAGGACACAAGUGCAUGUUUUAUGGAGUUAUACCUGCAGUUCAUCUUUGAGGAAGAAUGGAUGGUGAAAGCUACUGAACUAAGCUGUGAUUGUACUGUGUAUAAAAACACUACAGUUCUAUAAUACUGUCUCUGUUAACAUUUUGUACCAAAUAGCCAUAAAAAUUUAGUCUAAACAAUUGGAUUAUGAAGGUGUGUGGAGAAUGUAUAUCUUGGCAUUGACUUUUAAGUAUUUUUCAUUAGACUUAAUUGACCAAAUAUUAGGUAGGAAUUAUAUUUUUACAUACUUGAGCGCUGCUGAAGAGUUUCUCUUUAAAAGAAUAUAUAUAUCAUUGCACCUCAGGUAAACUGUAGAUACUGAAGUUGAAAUCCUGUUGGCUUAAUGCUCCUUUUUCAUAAAGGUGAAAGUUUCUCAUCUGUGUUUUUUCUGUUGAAAGAUGUCAGUUUUGUCCAACAACUUCCAAAUUAACUGUCUGAAACUGUCCGGUUUAUAAAUGUUGUGAACAUCAAAGCAAUGGUGCUGACAUUAUGCUGAUCUGCCUUGUAUAUGUUAGGACCAUAAUGUGCUGGAGGGAUCUGUUUCCUCGGGUUGUUUCCAGCGUAUUUUUAAAUGCAAGAAUGAGGCAAUACUUGACAUUUGGAUUUCAGUAUGGCGUUCCUGAAAUACGGUUGGAUUCUUCUCUUGGCAUUGGCUGCUGUUCUUCAGAGAAGCCUCUUAAACAUCUCUACGAACAUCUAUACAAACUUUUACAGCAGAAAAUACCUAGGACUUCCGUGAGAAACGAUACUAAUCUAAAUGUUUCAAAUGUUUAGUUUUGUACUAAACUCAGUACAGUUACAUUUAGAGGAAAACUGCUUUGCACCUUUUUCCAAACUGUAAAGUCACAAACAAACAGACUUGCAAUAUGAGUAUGGGAUCUACAGACUUCAAAAGGGAUGUGGCUAUGGUGUAGCCUGCUUGGAAGUUUCUUGAUGUCGAGUUUUAGCAUUUACUGGGUGUUUAAAGUAAGUGAGAAAUAACCUGUUGAUGAGAGAAUAUCUCCUUUUAUUUUUUUGUGAAGACAACAAGAGUUUUUUCUAAUGCACAUGCAGUUUAAUUUUUGUAAAGGGAAGAUGGCCAGUUACCAGCCAGUAAAGCAGAAUUAUUGCAUAUUUUUGACUUGCAUUCCUCGUUGCUUCUCAUAAAGCCUGUAGUUAAGAGUUAAUUUCUUCUGUACCUGGCUUUGACUUCCAUAUAUUUUAGUAAAACAAAAAAUGAAAAUUUUUGCACUGUUCAUUUUGCUCUCUUCCCUCAUACAGCAAAUGUAAAAUAGCAAAACCUAGAAACUCUUGUUUUUUCAUUAUGCAACUUGAGAUGUUCCAGUUUUAUGUCUUAGUUCCUGUAUAUGGGACCUAUUUUUAAUGUCUCUGUAAACUGGCGAUGUAAUGAAGUGCUGUGUAUCAGGAAAUUGUACACUAUUUACCUUUUUUCCUGUUCAUAAGCUGAGCCAUAUGUACAUAAUCUAGAUUUUUGUUUUCCUAGUUUUGCACUUUUAUAGCCUAUUUUUUGAAGAUGAAUUCACUUGGAAAUGGUUAAUCUAUUUUUUUGCGUGAUCUUUCAAUGAGUCUUAUAGAAUGCAUGCAGUAACUAUCGUCUGUGUACCUUACGGGGUUCUGUGAUUAAAAUGUACGGGGCUGGUUUUUAAGAUGUUUCAGCAAACAGACCUAAGACUUGUUUGUUUGUUUUUAAUCUCCCUUCAUGCUGGUACACUUUCCCUCAAGGCUUGCUU
Molecule: messenger RNA, 5004 nt
Organism: Opisthocomus hoazin
Lineage: Eukaryota; Metazoa; Chordata; Aves; Opisthocomiformes; Opisthocomidae
Source: RefSeq, a predicted model, not a curated record